Molecule: messenger RNA, 561 nt
Organism: Clavispora lusitaniae ATCC 42720
Lineage: Eukaryota; Fungi; Ascomycota; Pichiomycetes; Serinales; Metschnikowiaceae
Product: thiosulfate sulfurtransferase
Cellular component (GO): mitochondrion
Molecular function (GO): thiosulfate-cyanide sulfurtransferase activity
Source: RefSeq, a predicted model, not a curated record
AUGUUUGCUGGUGCAAGAACUUCCGUUUUGCGCGCUGCAUCGAGGCCUCUUGCCAAGGCUGCAGUUACUGCUGCAUCCAGAACUCUUUUUACCAGAGUCCCUAUUUGUAUUGCUAGAUAUCCAGUCUACCGUUCUGCAUUUGCCAAACCAUCGCUUGUUGAGAGACACUACAGCGUUUUGUCGCUGUCGGAGGCGAAAUUGUACAAAUAUGAAGAUGUCAAGGAGCUUGUGACCAACCCUGAAGCGCAUCCAGACACCGUCUUGAUUGAUGUGAGAGAACCAGUUGAGUUUGCCGAAGGCCAUAUCCCUGGAGCACACAAUGUUCCAUUCAAGUCUUCGCCAGGAGCUCUUGAUUUGUCUGAGGAAGAGUUUGAAGAAAUUUUUGGCUUCCCAAAGCCAGCCAAGGACAAGGAAUUGGUGUUCUACUGUUUGGGAGGUGUUAGAUCUGCUGCUGCUGAAGAAUUGGCAAACACUUUCGGCUACACGAAGCGGGGCAACUACGUUGGUUCGUGGGAAGAUUGGGUGGCGAGAGAAAAUACUCAAGCACAACCUUCUCAGUAA